AUGAUGGAAGAUGACCAAGAUUCAGACGGAGCUCAAACGGUGGCGCCGUCACGGCGGGUGAAGGAGGAGGAGGAGGAUGGCCGAAAAGUGAAGGAUCAUUACUGUGUGGAGUGCAAAAGGAUAUUCAGCUCCGGCAAGGCAUUGGGAGACCACAUGAACAGUGCUCAUGCUCAGUCCAACAGAGAUUUCUUUACCAAGAAGUUGAAAUCCAAGAGGGAAUUUGAGGCCAUGAAUAGGGUUCCUUCACAUGUUCUUGAUGGUGAUCGGAUUGAUUCUGGGCAUAUGGUGAUGGUGGGUUUUAAUGAAUCUAUGAAGUGGCAGGUGACAGGUAAGCGCGGCCGGGCGGAAACUAAGCCAGUCAUUGAUUCUGCGUCUCUUCCGAUUUCAGAUGAAAUUCAAGCUGCUCUACAGCUCGUAAGCCUUGCCAAUGGAGAUUCUAUGAAACCUAAUGAAGAUCUGGAUUCCAAGGUUAAGGAAGGUGAAGCCACUCGCAGCAAAUUUAAGGGCAGCCGCGCACCAAUCAAGCCCGUCAUUGGGUUGUCGCCUUUUCCAAGUUCAGAGGAAUUUCUAAGGCUUAUCAAUGGAGAUUCCAAGAAACCUAGUGAAGAUCUGGAGUCUAAAGUUAAGGAUGGGCAAAUCGAUGAUGUUAAUCAAGACUUUCGAUUGAAUAAAAACGAAAAGGAGGUGUUUUCCCUUACUGAUGAAAGGAAUUCCCCAGUUAAAAAUCUGAAAAUCUUUGAAAGAGCGGAUGGAAAUUCUGGUAGUGAACAAUUCAGGAGAAACCUUUACAGUGGAAAUGGAAAGGGAAAACUGAAUCCUGGAUUUCAUACUGAAAAUUCAACAAAUGGCUUUAAAAAUCCGGGUGAUAAUCCUUAUGAAUUUGGUACUGAUGGCUCUAUGAUGAUCAAGAAGAUAUCAGUGAAUCCAGAAUUACCACUGGAUUUCAACCCUGUUGGACCGGAAGCUGAAUCUGUCCCACCGGCCGCGAUGCCUGCUAAAUACAUUUGCAGCACUUGUGGGAAGAGUUUUCCAACUUUCCAUGCACUGGGUGGGCACAGAUCAAGCGGCCACACAAAGAAAAAUUUCAAGAAGGAAGAGGAGAGGGAGAAGGAGGAGAAGAAGAAGAAAAAGAAGAAGAUGAAGGUCUGCAAUACCAUUGAUGAUACGUCUUCAAAUGGAGCUUCUUCUGCCAAGGAUGGGCCAAAAGCCAAUGCCAUCAAACAAUUGGAAGUGAACACUGUUAAGCUUCUGGAUUUCAGAAUCAUGCUGAUCAUGUUCCAUCCCACCAAGUUACCUCUACAGACAGAGAAAGAAGACCCUAAAGUUUUGGAGUUCAACCUCAAUGAGCUGCCUGACCAGGAUGAUGAAGAUGGGAUGGAGCCUGGCAAUACAGCUCGCUAG
Fraxinus pennsylvanica is the source of this 1401-nucleotide messenger RNA. NCBI's taxonomy places the organism in Eukaryota, Viridiplantae, Streptophyta, Magnoliopsida, Lamiales, Oleaceae. The record is from the annotation of a GenBank genome assembly.